UCAUCAGGUUCAUCUUGAUCAAGCGGCUCUAAUGCCACUUCUGUUUCCCGGUGACAUGUUGCUCCCUUGAGAACCAUAGUGAGGACACUGGGUGUCCUGGAACCCGGAAAUGGUGCUGGUGUCAUUUGAGGACAUAGCCGUGGACUUCACCUGGGAGGAGUGGCAGGACCUGGAUGUUGCCCAGAGAACCCUCUACAGAGACGUGAUGCUGGAGAAUUAUAGCAGCCUGGUGUCCUUGGGGCACUGCUUGACUAAGCCUGAGUUGAUCUUCAACUUGGAACAUGGACUUGGGCCCUGGAGCACAGCAGAUGCCUCAGCCUGGAACCUCUCAGGUGUCAACAAAAUGAGUGGUCUGGUUGAGGCUGGCCAGAAAAAUGGAGACAGACAUUUCUGGCAAAUUGAAUUCAACAGCAAUACAUCAAAUGAAGAACUCGUUGAAGCAGAGCUAAAGAUUCAUGAAGAAAUCCACCAAGGAACAAAAUUCUAUGAAUGUGAAGUAUGUUUGGAAGCAUUUUACCUGAAGUCCCAAUAUAGCACAAAUCAGAGAUAUCACACAUGUGAGAAUCCAUAUGAAUGUAAGGAAUAUAGACAAGCUUUCUAUUCUAAGUCUACCUUCAGUCAAUAUCAGAGGCUUGAGAGAGGUGAGAAACCCCACACAUGUAUGGCAUGUGGGAAAGCCUUCUACUGCAAGUCACAUCUCACUGUGCAUCAGAGGACUCACACGGGUGAGAAGCCCUACGAAUGUAAAGAGUGCAGGAAAGCAUUCUAUAGCAAGUCACAGCUCAAUGUACAUCUGAGGAUUCAUACAGGGGAGAAGCCUUAUGCAUGCAAAGACUGCAGGAAAGCUUUCUACCGCAAUUCUGACCUCACUGUACAUCAGAGGACUCACACGGGUGAGAAGCCCUAUGAGUGUAAAGUGUGCAGGAAAGCGUUCUACUGCAACUCCCAGCUCACUGUACAUCAUAGGACUCACACAGGUGAGAAGCCCUACGAAUGUCAAGUAUGCAAUAAAGCAUUCUACUGCAAGUCACAGCUCGCUGUGCACCACAGGACUCACACAGGCGAGAAGCCCUAUGAAUGUAAAGAGUGCAGGAAGGCAUUCCAGUGCAGGUCAGACCUCACUCGACAUCGGAGAACUCAUACUGGCGAGAGACCGUAUGAAUGUGACGAGUGCAGGAAAGCUUUCUAUCGCAAGUCAGACCUCACUGUACAUCAGAGGACUCACACGGGUGAGAAGCCCUAUGAGUGUAAAGUGUGCAGGAAAGCGUUCUACUGCAACUCCCAGCUCACUGUACAUCAUAGGACUCACACAGGUGAGAAGCCCUACGAAUGUCAAGACUGUGGGAAAGCCUUUCAGUGCAAGUAUGAACUUACUCGACAUCAGAGAACACAUACAGGUGAGAAACCUUAUGUAUGUCUAGAAUGCAGGAAAGCUUUCUACACCAAGUCAGAUCUUACUCGACAUCUGAAAACACAUGCAGGUGACAAACCCUGAAUGUACAGGGUACACUAAAGCUUGACACAACAAGUCAUCACACAACUGGCAUCAGAGAACACAUAUAAAACUUUUUACCAUAAAAGUAGCCCUUAUUUAAUGUCAGAAUUCAUACAGAUGCAAAUAAUAGCCAUGAAAAUACAGUAAGAAAGCUCUCUAUUUUAGCUCAUCUCUGUGUACAGACCAAUAAAUUUAGGGAACGUGAGAAACUUCAUGUGGUCAAAUCUCAUGUGACACCAUGUAGUGUAUGCAGGUGAAUGACCCUUUGAGAUAAAGAAAAUUAGAACAUAUUAUUUAAACCAUUAAGUGCAUUAAAUGGGCAGGAAUCUCAUAUAGGUAGACUUUAUCAAUAUGUAUAGUCAGACCUCAGACUACAUCAAAAACAUCAUAAAGGUGCAGUUGUGUAUAGCAAGUGAUUCACCAGGUACAAGUUUUCACCUUGACCCAAGGGGGUGAUUUGGCAGAGACUCAUUUGGAAUUGAUCUUUAACAGCAUAGCAAGACACCAAACCGAAAGACCAGGAAAGCCGGUAUGGUGGUGCACACCUUUAAUCCUAGCACUCAGAAGGCAGCAGCAUGUAGAUCACUGUAAAUUUGAGGCCAACCUGGCUAACAUAGUGUGUUCUGAGUCAGCUAGGUCUAUACAUUGAAAUCCUGUCACAAAAAAGGUGUGACCAUCUUAAAUGAUAGUAGAUGCCAUAUUGUUGUUAAACCAUAAGAAAGUAAAGAAUGUCAGAAAAAUGUUUAAAUAGUACUUGAAACUUAACUGUCAUCACAAACACAACAAAAAGAACAAAGCAUAAGAGUGUGAUACAGGAGUGCUGCAUCUCAUCUGGCUUUUCAUCAGCAUAAAUAAUUUCAGUAUUGAGUUGUAUACAGACGCUCUAGAAACCCCACCAACCACAUGGCAGCAAGCAUGAUAUCGAAUGUGAACGUGAGAACGUUUGAAUUUUUAACAUUGGUUGAGCUGGGAAUGCCAGGCUCAGUCAUGGCGCCUUCAGAAGGAAUGCAUUUCCUCUUCUUUGUAUCUGAGUCUUCUUACCUAUCACCCAGAUUUUCAGCAUCCAUGCUUACGACUCAAGUUUUAGAAAGUAUAAGCAGUUGUAAAGAAGUUGUAACAAAUUGACUAUGCAUUAUUUUGAGUACUGUCAGUGUAAUUACACCUUUUCAGCAAGACAGUGUGUCAAUAGGCAGGCCAGGCUGACCGAAUUCUUUGUAUCCUGGGCUGUUCUCAUAUUCAUCACACUCUUCGGAGCUUUGACUAGAAGAAUGGUCUUCCAUGCAACCAUAUAUCCCUUUAAUAUGUGAAAUUUUUUUCAGUAAAAUUUCAACAUUAUUAUUUACCAUAAAUUUGAGGGAGAAAAUUUCAGUUUAUGUAACUUGCAUGUUAAUUUCCAGAUGGAACUGUUUGAUAUCGUAUUGGAAAUUAUGCAUUCAAUUGUAUGCUACCAAAUAAACACAAUGA
Messenger RNA from Phodopus roborovskii (desert hamster), 2959 nucleotides. Its product is annotated as zinc finger protein OZF. Gene Ontology annotation, biological process: regulation of transcription by RNA polymerase II. Gene Ontology annotation, molecular function: RNA polymerase II cis-regulatory region sequence-specific DNA binding; DNA-binding transcription factor activity, RNA polymerase II-specific. The transcript has 5 exons. Bases 110 to 1495 code for a protein of 461 amino acids. The record is from RefSeq and is a predicted model, not a curated record. NCBI's taxonomy places the organism in Eukaryota, Metazoa, Chordata, Mammalia, Rodentia, Cricetidae.